AUGUGCUUAAUAUUUCUUACAGUUUUAUUCUUCACUUACUUCCGAAGUCUGGAUUGUCUUACCGAUCAGAAGUUGGUUAUAUCCCGUUUCAACUUCUUCGACACCGAUCUCCUUCGAUACUCCGCCGAGGAGCGCAAAGGGAAUGUAGUCGUGUCGCCACCCAGUGUCAAGUCAACGCUGGCGAUGCUGCUAGAAGGAGCCAAUGGUGCCACCGCGACGGAAAUAAGAAACGCCUUAAGGUUGUCGCCCGAUAAAGAGGAGUUUAGGGAGCAGUUGAACGAAUAUCUGACUAUGUUACGGGUAAACGACCCUGGAGCGACAUUACUAAACUCCAACGCAAUGUUCAUCGCAACGAAUGUCAGCGUGCGAAAGGACUUCGUAAUAAUGCUGCACAAAGUUUAUCUGUCAGAGAUUCAUGUUGUUGACUUCAAACAACCGGUGUCUGCCGCUAAUAAGAUAAAUUCCUGGGUCAGCAAUAAUACGAAAGGUCUUAUCCCGACUUUGGUGUUGCCUGAGCACAUCGAUCCCUUAUCCGAAUUGCUGCUCGCCAACACCCUUUACUUCAAGAGCAAGUGGCAGCACGCCUUCGACCCUCAGAACACGGCUGGCUCGUGCUUCCGCAACCGUGGUGAAUGUCACAUGGUCUCCAUGAUGGAGCUGCACGCUGAACUCAACUACGCGUACAUCGACAGCUUGAGGGCACACGCGAUCGAGCUACCUUACGAGGGUGGCCGCUAUUCGAUGUUCCUGCUAGUUCCUCAAGACCAAGACGGAGUUCUCUCUCUGAUUAGGGACCUGCCCUAUAUGAGCCUGCCGCAGAUUGAAAGCCACAUGGACCAGAAUGAGGUCCGUCUCUUCUUGCCUAAAUUCAACAUCGAUUACGAUGAGGAUAUGGCUGCAACACUACGAGCCAUGAAAAUUACAUCUUUGUUCUCCCGGAGUGCUGACCUUACAGGGAUGUUUAAUGGCACCUCACCUCAAGUUACCAACAUAUUCCAUAAAGUUCGUAUGUCCGUUGACGAGUCCGGAACAAUCGCUGCAGCAGCCUCCUCCGCCAUGGUCAUACCGCUCAUUGAGAAUGAAGUUCAAAUCCGCGUCGACCGCCCAUUUGUUUUUUUCAUAAGGGACAACAAAAUGGGAUUGGUGCUGUUCGAGGGAAAAAUCGAGAAGCCCACGCCCUACGUUAUGCCAGUUGCACCAAAAGCACCAGAACCCAAGACAGCUAGUCCGAACGUGCCACCAUCAUUCAGGAGCAGUUCGUUUAAACCGUACAAACUAAGAUUAUAUGGU
Molecule: messenger RNA, 1290 nt
Organism: Iphiclides podalirius (scarce swallowtail)
Lineage: Eukaryota; Metazoa; Arthropoda; Insecta; Lepidoptera; Papilionidae
Source: the annotation of a GenBank genome assembly